UAUAUACAAUAAUGGCGGCAGUCAAACAUGCGCUAUCGUUUUGACUUCCAACAGUGUUUACUUGGUGUGAUUCUUGAGAAGUUGUACACAAAGUGGCCACGCAAAACGGCACUCGAAACACCCGCUGCCUAUCUCACGGGGAAUACGACCCGGUUCGAUAACGUUUUUUAAGUUGUGUGCGCGUCCGUAUGAAAAAAAAUUCCGGGUAAACGACAGUGAGCGCGAUGAGUCGGUGUAAGAAAAAAUACGUGGUGGUCUGAGAGUUAUGCGGCCAGGCCGUGCUGGUGGGCAACGUAAAGCAAAAUGCGUUAACCGCCGCGUAGCGCGCCCCAUCACGCUGCCCGUCACCCUGGAGGACCCGGCCACCACCUGGAAGGGACCGCCGGCCGGCUCGGAGCCCCAGAACUUCGCACAGAGUCAGGCGAACUCGUUUUCCGGGCCGCCGGCGGGCUUCCAGGGCGCCUCGCCCUUUCAGGGGGGCCCGCCGGCCGGGGCCGGUUCGCCCGCCGGCGCCCCUCCCUACCAGGGCGGACCGCCGCCCGGCUCCACGACGCCCCAAUACAAUGCGUCGCCCGCGCCCUCCGGUUCGUCGACGCCCGGUCCCGGUCCGCCGCAGAGCGUCGGCAACUCCGGUUUCCCCCCGCCGCCCAACAACUCCGGACCCUACAAUGGUCCCGGACCUGGACCGGGACCUUUUGGGUCGCCAUCCGCGGGCGGACCGCCCUUCGGACGACCCGGUUCGUCGGGUCCACCGUUCGUCGGCGGUCCCGGCCCGGGUGGCAAUCCCCACUUCCAGCACUUCGCACCCGGACCGGGGUUCGGCAUGCCGCCCGGCUCACCUUUCGGUCCGGGUCCCGGUCAUCCGAUGUCCGGCCCCAUGGAACCCGGACACGGAAUGAUGGCCCGUCAAAUGGGCGGACCUAUUCCUGUUGAUCAAGGGUCUUUACCAGUGCCAAGGCGGCAUACACCUUAUUUCGGCCAACCAGAUUAUCGAAUAUACGAACUGAACAAACGACUACAGCAGAGGACGGAGGUUAGUAUAAAUGAUAGUGAUAAUCUUUGGUGGGAUGCCUUUGCGACGGAAUUCUUUGAAGAUGACGCCUCCCUGACACUAGCGUUCUGUUUAGAGGACGGACCCAAAAGAUAUACAAUAGGAAGAACUUUAAUACCAAGGUAUUUUAGAAGUAUAUUCGAAGGUGGGGUGACUGAAUUGUAUUAUAAUAUGAAGCAUCCAAAAGAAUCCUUCCACAACACUAGUAUUACCCUGGACUGUGAUCAGUGCACUAUGAUAACGCACCAUGGCAAACCCUUAUUUACCAAGGUGUGUACAGAAGGCCGUUUAAUUCUAGAAUUUACAUUUGACGACUUGAUGAGGAUAAAAUCGUGGCACUUCGCGGUGCGGACGCAUCGAGAACUGAUUCCCAGGUCGGUGGUCGGUAUGCAUUCGCAACAGGACCCCAGCAUGUUAGAUCAAUUAUCCAAGAACAUUACCCGACAAGGCAUCACCAAUUCCACUCUCAAUUAUCUUAGGCUGUGCGUGAUACUGGAGCCAAUGCAGGAACUGAUGUCGCGACACAAGGCAUACGCCCUAAGUCCGCGGGAUUGCCUCAAAACGACGUUGUUUCAAAAAUGGCAGAGGAUGGUUGCCCCGCCGGGUAAGAGAGAGACCCAAAGGCCGGCGAACAAGCGGCGAAAACGCAAGGGCUCAAACUCCGGAGGGGCGGCCAACAAUGCGGCCCCCGCACCCAACAAGAAACGGUCUCCAGGGCCAAAUUUUACGCUAGCCUCCCAGGACGUGAUGGUGGUGGGUGAGCCGUCGUUGAUGGGCGGCGAGUUUGGUGACGAGGACGAGCGGCUAAUUACCCGCCUGGAAAACACCCAGUACGACGCGGCCAACUCCCUCGACCACGACAACCACGGUUUCCACGGAGCCGACAGUCCCAUGCCCGGCUCGAAUUCGUGGGGUGGCGCAGGUGGCGUGGGGGACAGGGGGCCUCCGCCCGGCGUGGGUAACGCGCCGGGUUCAGCCCCACCUAACCAAGACUCUGAUAAAAAAUCGCCGGCGGUCAACCAGUGAUGAUAGUUAGUUCAAUAAUGUGUUUGCUUGAGAGGGGGCGGGCCAUUCGGGACGAACUCGCGGUUCACAAGUGGUAGCAAAAGACUAACUUAACGUGAGAUUUCAAUAUGAUUUAAUCCAGCAUAUUAACAGACCUUUUAGAGCAUACACUACAUAAACAUUCCUAAAAAAUAAAUUAUAAAAGAAAACUGAAUAUCAUAUUAAUCAAUGAAAUUUGCAAUAAUAUCUCGAAAUACUACAAACUGGCCAUUUUAUUCUAUUUCGAGAUAUGAUAGUACCACUACUGACAAGUCACACAUGAUGCAAAUAUGUUGUUUUUAUUAUAUUCAAUAUUUAAAUUGUGAAAAAGGUUGUGAAGCAUACAUUCGCAUUUAAUGCCUCACGUUUGUGUUAAAUGGUUGGUCUUUUGUUGCUCCUUCUGCCAAACCGUGGGACCCGAAGGUGGUUCAGGGCGAAUUCGGCGAGGACCCUCGACAGCCCGACGGAACCUUAUGAAUCUCUCCGAGUCAGUAUUCCUUGUUAAAGUGUGUGACAAUGAAGCCAGUGACACAGAAUAUUGUUUUUAUUAUUUAAUUUUAUAACGCAAGUUUUACGAAUUAAGUGCAAGAAUUUUUUCAUUGGAGUGAGAAUUCUAUUUUACGAACUGCGUAAGGAUGAACAGUACAAGGUCACGCUUGUCAUGGCACCACUAAAGGGACCAUUCACGCUGAGUUUAGUGCUGGCACAACAAACUUGACCCCCUCAAAUUGCACCCGAUUUAGUGCAAUCUUUGAAAAAAAUGGUUCCGAUUUGGAACCGCCCACCAAUGGUACCUCUACAGAGUGAAUGUUUCUGGUUCUCGAAUGGCAGCUCAUUAUUUGUACAGUAGUCUAAAACAAACAUCACAUGUCUGUUAUUUAAAUAUUCUGGCACCACUAUUUUAUUCUCAUCGGCCAAACUGGUUUAAUCAGAAUCGAAUCAUUCCAUAUCAACUGCAUCUGCUCACAUUUCUGAUCUUUAAAUAUUUUACCAGUUGAAAAUGGACCAAAUUGUUCAUAAUUAAACAGGCGGCCCAAUAUUUUGCUCAUCACAAACAUAAUAAUGAUUAUGAACGGUUUCGUCUGCAGAAUACCAAUAAAAAUAAAUCAGAUUCAGUGGGUUACAUCACUAGUUGACGUGGAUUGGGUCGUAAUUAAAAUCUCAAUAUGUCAAGUUCACCCAAUUUUUUAACCUGAUUAACUAAAAGAAAGUUGUUCCUGUAUAUAUCAUAGUGUAAAGUUUUUUAUAUAUUUGCCCCAGUAAAUUUGUCAAUAAAGUCAUAAAUGUGUUUUUGUGGAACUGUUUCUUUAUAUGUUGAUGAAAUCAAUCAAAAUGUAAAUAUUGAAUAUUUUAUGGGGAGAUUGAUAUAUGAGAUUUUUUUUAUUAAUUUUACACGUAAUAUAUUGAGUUAAACAAGAGAAAAAAUAGCGUUGUGAAUAACUCGUAUUUACACAUCAAUUACAUACAUUGCUUGAGAAAUGGGACAGCUACACUGUAUGUGUUGAUACUUGAAUUCCUCUCCUAUUUAUUUUUACGAUAAUUAUGCAACAUUUCCUAUAAAGUAGUUUAGUUUUAAGUUCCUAAUGAACUAAGUAAAGUAUCAACUCUUGCAGCUCCUGUCCCAUUUGAUCGAACGAUUAGUUUGUAAUAGAGGGGGGUGAAUCCACUGUCCCGCCAAUGGAGAUCAACUCCAUUCUUAGGAUCAAUUUUGUAUAGUGAAGAUAAAUUUUAAUUGUAUAACAUACAUAUAAAUAUUAUGUCCAUUGAAAAUAUGUAUUAAAUUACAUCGGAUUGCGAUGUAUUUUAUAUGAGCGCCUGUUAAGGUUGGUUUUAUUAUUUAAACAAAAACUUUUUUUAAUGAAUGACUGCAAUUUCUGUAUUGGUGUCAGAAUGAAAGGUUUAAUUGUAACAAGUAAUUAAAAAAAAUAAAUUUGAGACUGCAGUAUUUUUUACUCUGUCUCAUUCCAAUUGUGUAAGUGUAUUUUUACAACUCAUUUGUCAGUAGUUGUGUGUGUCUUUCCUUGUUCAGUUUCGGUUGUUUGGUUUAUUUUCCAUUUUCAAUUUGUAAUCUCUUGUGUAGGGCCACACUGGUGUAGUGUGACCCUUUUCACAACCUCACAAUACAACACUUACAAAUAUAAUCUGUUUUAUUUA
Aethina tumida (small hive beetle) is the source of this 4249-nucleotide messenger RNA. RefSeq names its product LIM domain-binding protein 2 (gene Chi). NCBI's taxonomy places the organism in Eukaryota, Metazoa, Arthropoda, Insecta, Coleoptera, Nitidulidae. The record is from RefSeq and is a predicted model, not a curated record. Gene Ontology annotation, molecular function: LIM domain binding. Gene Ontology annotation, biological process: negative regulation of transcription by RNA polymerase II; positive regulation of transcription by RNA polymerase II; nervous system development. Gene Ontology annotation, cellular component: nucleus; transcription regulator complex. The coding region runs from base 266 to 2077 and encodes 603 amino acids. The transcript is spliced from 9 exons.